AUGGCAGAUAACUGGGUUGCCAUGCAUUCAUGCCUUGUUUUUCAUCACCAGUCUCUCAAGUUCAGCACGGAACAUAAAACACUUUGCGCUCCAAUUCUGAAGAGAGCAACAGGUAGACCGAGGAAGAGUCGAAUAAGACCUCGCAGCGAAGGGGCUGGACUUGGAGCGAGGAGGCAUAAGUGCACAAGGUGUGGUGGGACUUGUCAUUUCGCUAAGUAUUGUGAUAACGCAAUAGAUCCAGCGUUCGGAGACUCUUUCGAUGAAAAUGUUGGUCAGCAGCCGGUUGCAACGGAUGAAGCAAAUGUUGCUCAUCAGCCGCAUGGUUUUGACGAUGAUCCAAAUGAUGAUUUUCCUGAUGAUCCAAACGAUGCUCCAAACGAUGCUACAAAUGAUGCUCCAAAUGAGGCUCCAAAUGAUGGUAACCAACCUUCUCUGGUUGUGAGUUCUGCUAGUUCGGCGGUAGGUUUGAAGAAGACGGUUGAUGUACCGAAAACUAAGAGGAGAAGAGAAGAAGCACCCAUUAGCACAAGGAUCACAAGGAGCAAAGUGGUGGCAAUGAGCACAAGGAUCAGAAGGAGAAAAGUGGCGGGAAUGAGCACAAGGACAAACAAGUAGAAUUUAUGAAACAUUAUGAAUGAUGUUGCAAUUCUGUUGAAUGAUAAAUUUGAACUAAACUUCAAAUUCAAAUUCAAAUUCGAAUUUGACAUGCUAUUUGGAUGUUACAAUGCUUUCGAAACUA
Brachypodium distachyon (stiff brome) is the source of this 739-nucleotide messenger RNA. RefSeq lists its product as uncharacterized. The coding region runs from base 1 to 615 and encodes 204 amino acids. NCBI's taxonomy places the organism in Eukaryota, Viridiplantae, Streptophyta, Magnoliopsida, Poales, Poaceae. The record is from RefSeq and is a predicted model, not a curated record. The transcript is spliced from 3 exons.